This is a messenger RNA of Globicephala melas (long-finned pilot whale), 1344 nucleotides long. RefSeq names its product solute carrier family 25 member 47 (gene SLC25A47). Gene Ontology annotation, cellular component: mitochondrion. Lineage: Eukaryota; Metazoa; Chordata; Mammalia; Artiodactyla; Delphinidae. Gene Ontology annotation, molecular function: transmembrane transporter activity. Gene Ontology annotation, biological process: transport. The record is from RefSeq and is a predicted model, not a curated record.
CGCCGUCCGCUGGCCUCGGGCGAGGAGGGCUGUGGGGCAUCCUUCUGGCAGUCCCCUGGCAGCCACGGUACUGUCCCGGAGCGCCAGACCUCUCGUCCGAACGUGCCCUGAAGGACUUAGAAGACACCUGCCCUCGCGGACAGCGUGCUAGGCACCCUCCCGGCUUGUCGGCAAUUCACGCCCACGAGAAUCCCGUGAGACAAGAGCACUGUUAACCCAUUUUACAGACGAGGAAUCCCCAGCCUCAGGGUAUAAGGUCUGAGAGGAGCCAGCGGGGAGCUGUUGAGGCCACCCUGGUGGUGGCAACGUACCUCCCUCAGGCACGCUGACCGCAGGGCCUUCCCUACCAGCCACGCUGUCCAUGGAGUUUGCUGCUGGAGCCAUCGGAGGCGUCUGCGGUGUUGCUGUGGGCUACCCCCUGGACACGGUGAAGGUCAGGAUCCAGACAGAGCCCAAGUACACGGGCAUCUGGCACUGCAUCCGGGACACGUAUCGCCGAGAGCGGGUGUGGGGCUUCUACAGGGGCCUCUCGCUGCCCGUGUGCACCGUGUCCCUGGUGUCGUCCGUGUCUUUCGGCACCUAUCGCCACUGCCUUGCACAUGUCUGCCGGUUCCGCUAUGGCAGCGCCGACGCCAAGCCUGCCAAGACGGACAUCACGCUCUCUGGAUUCGCCUCCGGCCUCGUCCGCGUGUUCCUGACCUCGCCCACCGAGGUGGCCAAGGUCCGCCUGCAGACGCAGACGCACACGCAGAUGCAGACGCAGCAGCGGCGCCCCUCGGCCUCGGGGCCCUCGGCUGCGCCCCCCACGUGCCCUGCGCCCGCUGUGGGUCGGGCGCCAGGGCCCAAGUACCGCGGGCCGCUGCACUGCCUGGCCUCGGUGGCCCGGGAGGAGGGGCUGCGCGGCCUCUACAAGGGCAGCUCGGCCCUGCUUUUCCGGGACGGUCACUCCUUUGCCACCUACUUCCUCUCGUACGCCGUCCUCUGUGAGCAGCUGACUCCCGCUGGCCGCAGCCGGCCAGACGUCUUGGGCGUGCUGGUGGCCGGUGGCUGUGCAGGGGUGCUGGCCUGGGCCGUGGCCACCCCUAUGGACGUGAUCAAGUCGCGCCUGCAGGCGGAUGGGCAGGGCCAGCGCCGCUACCGGGGCCUCCUGCACUGCGUGGUGACCAGCGUUCGGGAGGAGGGGCCGAGGGUGCUCUUCAAGGGGCUGUCGCUCAACUGCUGCCGCGCCUUCCCCGUCAACAUGGUGGUCUUUGUCACCUACGAGGCCGUGCUGAGGCUCAUGCAGGGCCUGCUCUCAUAGCUGGCGCCCAUCCCCCGGGGCCAACCCGCCAGCAGCUUCCAGAG